UGCCAAGGUCGACAUUUCUGUCAUACGAGAUGUAGCCGAUAGCUAGGACCGAGAAUCAUCAAAGCAUGGCCAGAAGGACAAGGUCAAGAAGAGAGCCAGCGAGAUGUAGGGCUUCAGGCGUGGCCUAAAGCGGGCGGCACGGCAGGACGGAAGGAGCCACGCGGGCAACCAUCGGACGCGUCUACGGGCUGGCUCGAGCGACUCGAGUUGCUCUCUCGUGUCUUUCUCCGCCUUCCGCCUCCAGUCAUGCCCGCUUGCGAGUCGAGAUGCAAGUCAGACUCGCAACUUUGGCUCAGGGUCACCCAUCCGCCUGCUCGAGGCGCAUUCCAGGCGAAUAGCCCAGCUCCACUCUUCCUUCCCUACCAUACCAUGGCCAUCUCGACAUCACCUCUUCUCGCCUCUCCCACUCGUCGUCAUGACGAUCGUCGUGGCUCCUCAUAUCCCGCCUAAGAGGUCGACGUCUCUGGAGCAUCACUUCUCCGCGGUCAACAAGGCGAUCCGCCGUCACGCCUCCUCAUCAUCAUGCCCUCCUCCCACUCCUCGCUCGCCCCUCGACCCCUCCUCCGAAGACGACAUCAAUGACGAGGGACGCCAAAUCAUCUCGACUGCUAAGCGCCCCUACCGCGAUGGCUCUCCUCGCCACUCCAUCCUCAAGCCAAUCGACCUCUACACCGGCGCAGGCGCUGACGCCGCCGCCGCCGCCGCCAUCGAGCCAGUCACUCACCGCAAGCUACGAGAUGAGACCAAACCUCGCCACCCAUUCGGCCCGCCUGUGCCAGCGCCUCGCCGCCUCGUAGCGAGCUCGUGGUCCACAAAGAGGCCCAGCAGCGAUGCGCCGGCGCCGGCUCCUCCUUCAUCUUCACGCCACGAGCGCAGCCCCAACGGCGAGAGCCCACCAAAGCGUCCCCGUAGACCCUCUGCUAAUCUUCAGCACCUACUGCGCGAGGCUGCCCGCGAGGCCGCCCGCGAGGACAUCACUCAGUCCCAGCUUCUCUUCGGAAUGGACAUCGACGUCGACAAUCUCGCUGUCCUCCCUCCCCCUCAGAUCAUCAUCACUCCCGCCGAGACCACUACUCCCGACGCCGGGCUCCUCGCCACCCUCUCCAUCAACGACACGCACCACGCACACGACGCACACGACGCACACACAGAUCCUGCCCUCAUGCACGCCAUCGCAGAGCGCAAAAAGGUCGACGCCCGUCUACGCACCUGGUUCUACAGCGAAGUCGAAGGCCUCGUCGGCCAGCUCGUCACCCGCAUCAAGGGCGAAGGCGGCAGAGCAGGCAACUACGCUCAAAUGGAGCGCAACACCAAGACGGUCGUCCUCGCAAUGGAGCGUAUGCUAGGUCUCGACCCUCAUCACAGCCCAGACGCAAGCAACGUCGACUUCCUCGGCGAUGGGCGGCACACCUUCAUGGGAUCGAGACGUCAGUCGUGGUGGGCGUCGAGCCUGCGCGGCACCAAGCUGCUCGGCGAUGACGAGGAUGGCUCGCAUUCAGCUCGUCUCCAGCUCCUAGAGCGCCGCGCCCUCAUCACCAAGUUCCUUGACGAAGUCUUCAUCCAUCUCGACUUGGCUCCAGUCCCUCUUUCACUCCCGGAAGCCCUAGGCGUCGUAUGCUCCAAGCUCCUCUCCCGUCCCGACCUCGAGCGAGUCCUCGUCGAGUCCAAGCCAGGCAUGACCUUCGCCGACCGCCUCCGCAAAUACCAACGCGGCCCACGCAAGCCCUCAACGUGGCGACACGAAGGCACGAUGCGCGCAUCCCGUCUGCGUCGAGUAGCGAGCGUCGAGUACGGGGGUGCGUCCACGCGAGACGACGCUUCACCACAAGACGAGCCACAGCCGGCACGCACAUUCCGCGAGAUGCUCCUCGCGCGUUUCGAUGAUCUACUGCAGCGGGGGCAUCGCAUCAAGGAGCAGUCGCAUCACCUCCAAGUCCCGCUCAAUCCGCGCAACACGCUACGAUGGAAGGCAUACCUCGAGCGGGAGAGCCAGAACCUCGAUAUCAAGAUGGCUCGCAUCAAGAGUCGAGCUGCGCGACUGGGCAACGACGCGGAGAAGACGCUCGCUGUCAACGGCAGACUCGAGGAGACGUUCGCCUCUCUACAUUGCGUGCGCUUCCUCGGCGAGCUCUACAGGCAGGGCAUCGUCGACCUCGCUGUCAUCGAGCAAUGGCUGCACCGCCUCCUUUUCGACACGGCGUACCCUGGCAUCCCUUCGCUGUGGGAGCUUGAGUCGGGGUGUGUGCUCCUCAUUACCAUCCUACCCAAGCUCCACGAGUAUCAACGUCAGGACGGGCGCGUUAUCACUAUGCAGCGAUCCUUUUCAGCUCCCUACACGCGGGUCGACACGAGCGGCGGGCGCGGUCGCGGUCAUGGCGAUGGCGAUACUACCAUGGCGUGCGACCGGCCCACGCCACGUCAAGAUGCAGCUACGGCCGACCAUUGGAUCAGCACUACCCCGCGUUCUGCCCGUCUCUCUGCGCUCAGCAAGCACAGCCCUGUGCGCAAGACGGAAUGCCUCCCCCUCGACUUGACGCGGGCGAGCGCCUCAGCGAACAUCGUCGCCGCCUCCCUCCUACACAGCUGUCUCUGCCGUCUACGAGAGCUGCAAGCCCAUCCCGAGAUCCACAUAGAGUCCAAGGCCUGGAUAGCAGAGGUGUGCCGCCUCAGCGAGGGGACGCCCUUCGUGCCGCGCAACCCACCAAAGGCCUCACCUCCCAAGCAGCAACGCCCUGCUCCUACCCUUUCUUCAUCGUCUGCCCGCCCCUCGUUCCUCUUCUUCAGCAGCAGCAGCGGCAGCAGCAGCGGCGGCGAUGACAAUGACGACGACGACGACCUUCUAGCAAGCGCGUCCCCGCCUUCGUCGCGCCACCGUCUCAAGAUCGAGCGCGAGCAACGCAAGGAGAUGGAGAGGGAGCUGGCUCAGCUCGAGCGCAAGGCACAGAAGGCUGCAAAGGCGAAGGCGAGACGGGUCAAGAAGAAGAAUACGCAGGGGAGUGGCGGCAGCGACGGAGGCGCAGCUGGUCGGGAGGCUUUGUUGGAGAGACAGCUGAUGCAGCAAGAGCGGGAGAGCGAUGAGGGACACGAAGAGGACGAUGAGUUGUGAGAGGGGUGGCGGGGAGGAGCCGGGGCGAC
This is a messenger RNA of Jaminaea rosea, 3135 nucleotides long. RefSeq lists its product as hypothetical. Lineage: Eukaryota; Fungi; Basidiomycota; Exobasidiomycetes; Microstromatales. Bases 416 to 3106 code for a protein of 896 amino acids. The transcript has 2 exons. The record is from RefSeq and is a predicted model, not a curated record.